This is a messenger RNA of Daldinia loculata, 1241 nucleotides long. RefSeq lists its product as uncharacterized. The record is from RefSeq and is a predicted model, not a curated record. Lineage: Eukaryota; Fungi; Ascomycota; Sordariomycetes; Xylariales; Hypoxylaceae. The transcript is spliced from 2 exons. Gene Ontology annotation, molecular function: protein binding. The coding region runs from base 209 to 1066 and encodes 285 amino acids.
CUCUUCCGUUUCUGCCCCCCUUUCUCCUUUUGUUCUCCCUCCCCCCACCACAACCAUCAGGGUCGCAAAUCUACCUCAAGGAUAUCUCCAGAUACGUUCGUUCACUUUUUCGAAUUGACUCUGGGAUAGACUGCCUGGACUCCUGUAAAUCCUUUUCUUUUUUACGCUGUCUCGAUUUCUUUCGCCACUCCGAAAAACCACCGCCGCCAUGUUCAAACGCUCGUUCCGGUCCGGGGACCGAGUCGACAAGUCGGCGAGGCUGAAGAAGUCUAACAACAGCAACAAUAACAACAACAACAACAACAAGGUUCGGGAUCCUCAGAAACUAGCGAAACUGCAGCGGUCGAUCGAGGAGAUCCUCCCCGCUAAGAGGACCCUCAACUCUCCUAUCGUCACAUUAACGAUCGGGAGAGAAGCACGACUGUUCGCGGCCCACGAGGAGGUCCUAUCUCAGUCGCCCUUCUUCGAAAGGGCGUGUCGGGACCAAUACCUCGAGGCGCAGAGCAAGAGGAUUUCACUUCCGGACGAAGAACCCGAGAUCUUCUCGGCCGUACUCGAGUACCUCUAUAAGGGUGACUACUACCCACGCUUGGUACAUAACAAGCACCGAAACUCUUGGGAGCUCGAGGAUGCCGUGGGAUCACCCGACCCUUCAGAAAACAACCGAGCUGGCCGCGGAGCUGUCGAGGCCACAAUGCACGUCGCCAGCGUGGGGCAAUAUCUCUUGCGGGAUACCGUCGUGUACUGCGCCGCCGAUAGGUACGGACUCGAAGAGCUCAAGCGCCUAGCUCUUCGGAAGCAAGGCCUACAGAGCGGAAUUGACGUCGGAACGAUCCUUAGAUCGGCGCAGUACGCCUACGACAACACGCCGGACACGGACUCGCGACUACGCGCUCACUAUCUCGCCUUAAUUAUCCGAUGUCGCAAGACAUUUAAGAGGAGCGGAACCAUGCAGACGGAGAUGGAACGGGGCGGCAAACUUUUCUUUGACCUAUUCGUGGCCAUGUGCAACCAUCUCGACGACGUCGUGGAUAUGAGCAACGCUCGGACGCCUAAGACGAUCUAACGAGCUCUCGGAUUUGCACUAACAACAUAUCCACUAAACAUCGGGUCACUUGGGGGAAUAUGGCGUUGGAACGUGUCUUGAAUUUGGCGAGGAACGAACGGUCACGGAGUUGAAUGAUUAUGCUUUUCCUUGUCUCUGGUUUCUUCCCUCAACUCAGUCCCUCCCAGAUAUUAUC